AUGCCUAGUGCCUCGUUUUCAUCUUCGCGUUCUUACGUACGUAGAUCGCGAAGAAAAGGUGGACAUAGAAUACCAUUGCCAUCCAGGACACAAUCGAGUGAGCCAUGUGAAUCGGUACCUUGCCCAAAUAACGUGACGGGUAGCGCUAUGGCGGCGACAGCUUGCGCAGGGCCAAGCGGCAGUGGCGGUGGCGGGUCUCCGCCGGUCCCUGCCGCAGCCCCAGCCACCACGGCCGGCCAUCACAGCCCAUAUGACCUAAGACGGAAGUCACCGCCGGCGUACCACGAGCCGGGCCCUUCUGGAACCUGCUCUUUACCCGCUAGAAAAAGACCGAGAACAUCGCUGUCACAAGGCGUGGAUGUUUGCAACGUGUCGCAGUACCUGCAGUAUGAACUUCCGGACGAAGUAUUACUUUGUAUACUAUCACAUCUCACCGAGCGCGACUUGUGCCGCGUCGCGCAGGUCUGCAAGCGGUUCAAUACGAUCGCUAACGACACCGAACUAUGGAAAAGCCUGUACCAGUCGGUGUUCGAAUUUGACACUCCAUUACUGCACCCUGCGCCUUGCCAAUUUGAAUUUGUGGCGCCCGACGAUUGUGAGGCUGACAAUCCGUGGAAAGAAAGCUUUCGUCAACUGUACUAUGGAAUUCACGUGCGACCGAAUUACCGCCCCAAGAAAGACUCUCGCAUGAAACACUUUAACACUAUAAGGGCGGCUCUCGAAUAUGUUGAGGAACGCAGCGGUGGUUCGACGGCUGCGAGCAAUACAAGCACGUGCGCGUGCAGCCCCGCGGCGUGCACGUGCCGUCGUGCGUCCACAUCUGCGCCCGCUCGGCCCGCGCUCGUCUUCGUGCACGCAGGCCUUUACCAGGAGGAGUGUCUCGCUAUUGAUUCGGAUGUACAGCUUGUCGGUUGUGCCCCCGGCAACGUAGCAGAAUCAGUGGUAUUGGAGCGCGAGGCCGAAUCGACUCUCACAUUCGCCGAGGGAGCCAACCGCGCGUACGCAGGCCAUAUGACCCUGAAAUUCUCACCAGAUGCGACAAGCACUAUGCAGCACCACAAGCACUACUGUCUGGAGGUCUCCGACAACUGCUCACCCACCGUUGAUCAUUGUAUUAUUCGCAGUGCUAGUGUUGUUGGUGCAGCAGUGUGCGUGUCAGGCGCUGGCGCUAACCCGGUGAUCAAACACUGCGACAUCAGCGACUGCGAAAAUGUCGGCCUCUACGUCACUGAUUACGCGCAGGGCGCGUAUCAAGACAAUGAGAUAUCACGUAAUGCUCUUGCCGGUAUUUGGGUGAAGAACUUUGCGAAUCCAAUUAUGCGCAGAAACCACAUUCAUCACGGCCGAGAUGUUGGAAUAUUUACAUUUGAAAAUGGACUGGGCUACUUCGAAGCAAACGAUAUUCACAAUAACCGGAUCGCGGGUUUCGAAGUAAAGGCCGGUGCCAACCCUACCGUAGUCCAUUGUGAAAUACACCACGGACAAACCGGCGGUAUCUAUGUACAUGAAUCCGGUCUAGGCCAAUUCAUAGACAAUAAGAUACACUCGAAUAACUUCGCCGGUGUAUGGAUUACGUCUAACAGUAACCCCACUAUACGACGCAAUGAAAUAUAUAACGGGCAUCAGGGGGGCGUGUAUAUAUUCGGUGAAGGGCGUGGGCUGAUUGAGCAUAAUAAUAUCUAUGGAAACGCAUUGGCUGGUAUACAGAUCCGCACAAACAGUGACCCAAUAGUGAGGCACAAUAAAAUCCACCAUGGCCAGCACGGAGGCAUCUACGUGCACGAGAAGGGCCAGGGGCUCAUAGAGGAGAACGAAGUGUACGCGAACACGCUCGCUGGCGUAUGGAUCACUACUGGCUCUACGCCCGUAUUACGACGUAAUCGUAUACAUUCGGGGAAACAGGUCGGCGUAUACUUUUAUGAUAAUGGCCAUGGAAAAUUAGAAGAUAACGAUAUAUUUAAUCACUUGUAUUCGGGGGUUCAAAUAAGGACAGGAAGUAAUCCCGUGAUACGAGGUAACAAGAUAUGGGGUGGACAAAACGGAGGUGUUUUAGUGUAUAAUGGCGGACUUGGUUUAUUGGAACAAAAUGAAAUAUUCGAUAAUGCCAUGGCCGGUGUCUGGAUUAAGACAGAUUCUAAUCCCACCUUGAAGAGGAAUAAGAUUUUUGAUGGACGCGAUGGCGGGAUAUGCAUUUUUAAUGGUGGAAAGGGUAUACUAGAAGAGAAUGACAUAUUCCGUAACGCGCAAGCUGGCGUAUUAAUAUCCACCCAGAGUCACCCUGUACUGCGGCGUAACCGCAUCUUUGAUGGCUUAGCCGCGGGAGUCGAGAUCACUAACAACGCAACUGCCACGCUGGAGCACAACCAGAUAUUCAACAAUCGGUUUGGAGGUCUGUGUUUAGCAUCGGGUGUAUCACCGCUAGUACGCGGCAACAAGAUAUUCAGCAAUCAAGACGCUGUAGAGAAAGCAGUGGGAGGCGGACAGUGCUUGUACAAAAUUUCCUCAUAUACUUCCUUCCCAAUGCACGAUUUUUAUAGAUGCCAGACUUGCAACACAACGGAUCGCAACGCCAUAUGUGUCAAUUGCAUCAAAACGUGUCAUUCCGGACACGAUGUAGAAUUUAUACGCCACGACAGAUUUUUCUGCGACUGCGGCGCGGGCACUUUAUCCAACCAAUGCCAGCUGCAAGGCGAGCCAACUCAAGACACAGACACGUUAUACGAUUCCGCUGCUCCCAUGGAGUCACACACACUUAUGGUCAACUGA
Pieris macdunnoughi is the source of this 2766-nucleotide messenger RNA. The record is from the annotation of a GenBank genome assembly. NCBI's taxonomy places the organism in Eukaryota, Metazoa, Arthropoda, Insecta, Lepidoptera, Pieridae.